Trypanosoma conorhini is the source of this 594-nucleotide messenger RNA. RefSeq lists its product as uncharacterized. The record is from RefSeq and is a predicted model, not a curated record. The transcript has a single exon. NCBI's taxonomy places the organism in Eukaryota, Euglenozoa, Kinetoplastea, Trypanosomatida, Trypanosomatidae. Bases 1 to 594 code for a protein of 197 amino acids.
AUGUCACUUGCCUUUACUCGUUUUAAGCUGCGAUGCACCACCUACACGGUGGAUGUGGUGCGCCGGUUUUGCGACGGGUGCAAUGCAGUGUUGUCGGCCGUGGGCGCACCCCUUGCCAGCCUUGGCCACCGCAUUGGACAGGAGUCUCCCUGGGUUGUUAUCCUUUUUGCCUCCUCGGGCAUCUCCGUCUUCCCCUUGCUGCUAUACCCGGUGCUCAAGCCGUACCUCAUGAAUGACAUUCGCUGGCAAAAGGAGGAGGAACGUGUGCGGCUCUGCCUGCAGAAGGGAAUAGACCCCUACCCGUACCUGCGCCACAAGGACUACGUCUUUGGCAACGUGGUUCCCGCUACACAAUCCGAGGAGGAGGUGCCUCUUGAGGUGUCCUGGGAGCACCAGGCGAUGGAGGAGUUCCAGCGGGCCAAGGAAAAGCUUAGGAAGGAAGUGGGCGGUGACGUGAAUGACUCGGUAGCAAAGUUGAUGGCGCUGCGGGAGAACCUGCGGCGCGAGUUUGAGCGAAGCCGUCACGCAGUAUCGAAUGAGCCUCGUAAUCUUAUAUUUGGGAGGCGGGGCGACGUCGACUCUAUGCGGUCCUGA